CAGAUUUGUGCGGUAAAUAUCAUUAAAAUAUGGUUGAACAGCCUCUCAUAGUCAGAUAUAUUGAAACAGAAUUAAAAGACCCACUUGGUCUUAAAUAUCACCGUUGCAAUGUGCGCGCAAAGACGAUAUUGUCAGCGGAAAGCUGUAAUGGCAAUGACAGACAGUGGGGUAGACGGGGCAUGUUGAAAUGAUAAGAUUCAGGAAUGAGUGACACUGACAGAAUGGGGAAAAUACUCUAAAUACGAACAAUGCAGAAGACUCCUGAGAUGCACGAGGAGCGCACCGACUACGCGUCUGGAAGUCUGCCGUUAAGUGAUUACAACACGAGCUUCACGGCGAACAGGACUAAUAUCUCGUGGAGUGACUUUCAGGAUCUCGCCGAUUUGGAUAAACCCGAUUUUAUGGGAGACGGAUCCGCGGUCCUGAGAAUCAUCAUUUCUGUCAUAUACUCGGUUGUGUGCGCGCUGGGUUUAAUCGGUAACAUCCUCGUCCUUUAUCUCAUGAAGUCCAAACAAGCAUGGAAGAAGUCUUCUAUCAACUUUUUCGUGACCAGUUUGGCGGUCACAGACUUUCAGUUUGUGUUGACGCUUCCCUUUUGGGCUGUGGAGAACGCCAUGGAUUUCACUUGGCUGUUUGGGAAGGCGAUGUGUAAGAUAGUUUCUUAUGUCACGGCUACGAACAUGUACGCCAGCGUGUUUUUCCUCACUGCUAUGAGCGUCGCGAGAUACUGCCUCGUGGCUUCGGCGUUAAAAAGUAGGAGACGCCGGUUGCGUUUUCCCGCGCAGUGGAUGACUGUAGUCAUUUGGAUUGCAGCGGUCGGUGCCGCUCUGCCGAACGCGAUAUUUUCCACGACCGCCACGGUAUCCAACGAAGAACUGUGCCUGGUGAAAUUUCCCGACCGGAGUGGGGAUGCGCAAUUUUGGCUGGGUUUAUAUCACGCGCAAAAAGUACUUCUGGGGUUCCUCAUUCCGCUCGGAAUAAUCACGGUCUGUUACCUGCUUCUCCUGCGCUUCAUAACGAACAAAAACGUAAACACCACCAGCGCUAAGAGGCGAUCUAAAGUGACUAAAUCUGUGACUAUCGUCGUUUUGUCUUUUUUCCUGUGCUGGCUGCCGAACCAGGCGUUAACAGCGUGGGGAAUCUUAAUAAAACUCAAUGUAGUGCACUUCAGUUACGAGUAUUACACCACGCAAGUGUACAUUUUUCCAGUCACAGUGUGUUUGGCACAUUCAAACAGUUGUCUCAAUCCCAUUCUGUAUUGUUUGAUGAGAAGGGAAUUCAGAAAAGCGUUGAAAAAGCUGUUUUGGCAAAUCACUUCGCCUUCUGUGACGAACAUGAGACCGUUUACGGCCUCAACGAAGCCCGAGCAAGAUGAACACGGUCCCGCGCUGGUUCCGAUCAGUCCCGCUGAGCCCGCGCUUAUUUUUUAUCCUCCAGGGGCUGUCAUGUAUAAUGGCAGAAACGACCUUCUGCCUAACAGCACAUAAAGAGUUGUUGAUGAUAAUGAGACAUUUUUCAGACUCAUACAAACUGGCUAAUAAUUCAUUUUUUCUCUCAGCCAACAGAAACAAUCAAAGAAACCAAUGCGCUGAGUGAAAGAGUUCCAGUCUGGAACACCUUUUGGAAUUGGAAGGGAGCCUCCCCAUUCAAAAC
This is a messenger RNA of Carassius carassius (crucian carp), 1653 nucleotides long. Its product is annotated as relaxin-3 receptor 1-like. The transcript has a single exon. Gene Ontology annotation, cellular component: membrane. Gene Ontology annotation, biological process: immune response; G protein-coupled receptor signaling pathway. Lineage: Eukaryota; Metazoa; Chordata; Actinopteri; Cypriniformes; Cyprinidae. The record is from RefSeq and is a predicted model, not a curated record. Gene Ontology annotation, molecular function: G protein-coupled receptor activity. The coding region runs from base 249 to 1487 and encodes 412 amino acids.